Molecule: messenger RNA, 975 nt
Organism: Penicillium salamii
Lineage: Eukaryota; Fungi; Ascomycota; Eurotiomycetes; Eurotiales; Aspergillaceae
Source: the annotation of a GenBank genome assembly
AUGCCUUUCCCCACACGUUCCCUCGGUCGCAAUGGCCCCCAAGUUCCUGCAGUUGGUCUCGGACUCAUGAGUCUAGGGAGCAUCUAUGGAUCUGCUGGCUCUCUCGAAGACAAGGUGGCCUUCCUCGAGCGUGCUCAUGCCAUCGGCGCCAGAUUCUGGGAUACCGCCGAUGUGUACUUUGACAGCGAGGAUGCAGUCGGGGAAUGGAUCCGAAGAUCCCAAAACCGCGACGAUAUCUUCCUGGCUACUAAAUUUGCACUUCAGUUUGAUUUGGCGACUGGCGAUCAGACCAUCCACUCCGACCCUGAAUACGUGAAGGCAGCCUGUGACAGGAGUCUUCAGCGACUGGGCGUCGAUACUAUAGAUCUAUACUACUGCCACCGUGUUGAUGGAGUGGCACCGAUCGAGAAAACAAUCCAAGCGAUGGUUGAGUUGAAGAAUCAAGGCAAGAUCAAGCAUCUCGGACUCUCCGAAUGCUCAGCAUCGACUAUCCGCCGCGCCCAUGCCAUUCAUCCCAUCGCCGCAUACCAAGUCGAAUACAGCCCCUUUGCCCUAGAAAUCGAAACAUCAACCAUCCUGGAAACAUGUCGCGAACUUGGCAUCGCCAUUAUUGCAUACAGCCCUAUUGGCCGAGGGAUCCUCACGGGACACAUCCAGUCCAUUGCCGAUCUCCCCGCAACUGAUUUCCGUCGCAUGUUGCCCAAGUAUGCAGCGGAGAACUUUCCACAAAUCCGGGCGCUGGUGCAAGGGUUAACGCACAUUGCCAAGAACCACGACAGCACACCGGCUCAGAUUGCUCUUGCAUGGAUCCUCGCACAGGGGUCUGAUAUGAUCCCGAUCCCUGGAACUAAGUCGAUCCAGCGGCUGGAAGAGAAUGCGCGGUCGGUCGAGAUUUGUCUUACGGAUAGGGAGUUGGAGGAGAUUCGGGUGUUGGUUCAGGCUGGGGUUCCGGGUACGCGGUAUCCUGCUGAGUGA